This is a messenger RNA of Dovyalis caffra, 1938 nucleotides long. Lineage: Eukaryota; Viridiplantae; Streptophyta; Magnoliopsida; Malpighiales; Salicaceae. The record is from the annotation of a GenBank genome assembly.
AUGCACAAAACCUUUAGCCUUUCGAACUUUGCUCACUUUCCCUUCUCAGCCAGAUCAAAAGCAUCAAAAUUACUUGUCAUCUUCCAAUCCAAAAAAUUCUUCUUGUCCACAUUUUCCUCUUCAUCAUCAUCAACAGCAUCAUCCUCUCUUGCACCCCCAACUCAUGAACAAAUAACCCAUCUCAUUUUAGACCAAAAAUCAGCACUACAAGCUCUUCAAACUUUCAAAUGGGCCUCGAAGUUACCAAAUUUUACACAUUCUCAGUCCACAUAUCGAGCUUUAAUCUACAAGCUCUUGACCUUUCGUCGCUUCCAUACUGUUCAACAAUUACUCGAUGAAAUGCCUAACUCAAUUGGUUCACCUCCAGAUGAAUCAAUUUUCCUCACAAUCAUUCGUGGGCUUGGAAGGGCUCGAAUGAUUCGUGAUGUUAUUAAAGUUCUUGACUUGGUUGCUAAGUUUGGCCACUACCCAUCUUUGAAAAUUUUUAAUUCAAUACUUGAUGUUCUUGUUAAGGAUGAUAUUGAUUUAGCUAGGAAGUUUUAUAGGAAAAAAAUGAUGGGUAGUGGUGUUCAAGGUGAUGAUUACACUUAUGGGAUUUUAAUGAAAGGGCUUUGCUUGACUAAUAGAAUUGGUGAAGGGUUUAAGCUUUUGCAAGUUAUUAAGUCAAGAGGUUUAAAGCCUAAUGUUGUUGUUUAUAACACUUUGCUUCAUGCACUUUCUAAGAAUGGGAAAGUAGGGAGGGCACGGAGCUUAAUGAAUGAGAUGGAGGAGCCUAAUGAUGUGACUUUCAAUGUUUUGAUAUGUGGGUAUUGUAAAGAAGAUAAUUUUGUUCAAGCUCUUGUGUUGUUAGAGAAGAGUUUUGCUUUGGGGUUUGUACCAGAUGUUAUUACCGUGACUAAGGUGGUGGAGAUUCUUUGCAAUGCAGGUCGUGUGACGGAGGCUGUGGAGAUAUUAGAGAGAGUGGAGAGCAAGGGAGGUGUAGUUGAUGUUGUAGCUCAUAACACCUUGAUAAGGGGGUUUUGCAAGUCAGGGAAGGUGAAAGUUGGUCGUGGUUUGUUGAAGGAAAUGGAGAGAAAGGGCUGUCUUCCUAAUGUAGACACCUAUAAUGCCUUGAUCUCUGGUUUCUGUGAGUCAGGGAUGUUGGAGUCAGCUCUUGAUAUGUUUAAUGAUAUGAAAACAGAUGGCAUCAAUUGGAAUUUUGUUACAUUUGAUACGUUAAUCAGAGGUUUGUUUUCAGGAGGGAGGAUUGAAGAUGGGUUUAAGAUCUUAGAACUGAUGGAGGAGACUAAAAGGGGUUCCGGGGAUAGCAUUAGUCCUUAUAACAGUGUGUUAUAUGGUCUCUAUGGGAAAAAUAUGUGGAAUGACGCACUUGAGUUUCUAAUGAAGAUUGAAAAUUUGUUUCCUAGAGCUGUUGAUAGGACCUUGAGGAUAUUAGGAUUUUGCGAGGAGAGUGCCAUUCAGGAUGCCAAGAGGGUUUAUGAUCAAAUGAUUAAUGAAGGUGGAAUUCCUAGUGCUCUUGUCUAUGACUGCUUAAUCCAUGGAUUUUGCCAAGAAGGGGGUGUCCGAGAAGCACUGGAGCUGAUGAAUGAGAUGGUUUCCUUUGGUUAUUUUCCUGUUGCAUCAGCAUUUAAUGCUGUUAUUAGUGGAUUUUGCAAGCAAGGGAAAGAUGGGAGUGCUUUGAAGCUACUUGAGGACAUGGUUAGGAGAGGAUGUGUGCCCGAUACAGGAAGUUAUAACCCUCUGAUCGAUGCUCUUUGUAGGAAGGGGAAUUUUCAGAAGGCUGUGAGUCUCCUCUUACAAAUGGUAGAAAAUGGUAGAACUCCUGAUUGUUUGAUAUGGAAUUCUUUGUUUCAUUGUCUUAGUCAACAAACCAUCUGGUUAGAAAGCAAGAAUAUGUUCCGUGUACACAACCUAGUUGAACAAAUUAUGGAGAUUUGA